This is a messenger RNA of Leguminivora glycinivorella, 2990 nucleotides long. RefSeq lists its product as uncharacterized. Gene Ontology annotation, biological process: DNA integration. The transcript has 2 exons. Bases 1052 to 2833 code for a protein of 593 amino acids. The record is from RefSeq and is a predicted model, not a curated record. NCBI's taxonomy places the organism in Eukaryota, Metazoa, Arthropoda, Insecta, Lepidoptera, Tortricidae. Gene Ontology annotation, molecular function: nucleic acid binding.
GAAAACACGCCACACGGGUCACACCAUGUCACACCAGGCAACGCUUCCUAUUACGAGUUUGGAAAACUUUAGUGGUGGAAAUUGGAGAAGUUACGAAGAACAACUGAAUUGUUAUAUGUUAUUACACGAUAUUUCGGAAGACAAAAAGGUUCCUCUCUUGAUAACAAAAUUAACAAGUAAUGUUUAUGACAUUUUGUCAGGGUUAUGUGCCCCAAAACUACCAAUUAAUAUCACAUACGAGGAAUUAUGUAAAAAACUGCAAGAAUUUUACCACCCCAAGAUAAAUCUAGCAGUGCACAGAGCGAGGUUCAUGGACAGGAAGCAAGAAGAAGGAGAAACAAUAAAAGAAUACCUGCUAGCUGUUCGCAAAUUGGCUAAAGACUGUGAUUUUACGGAUGUAGACGAACACUUGAAGGAAAGAUUGUUGAACGGCGUCCACAAUGAAACAAUUAGGUAUGAAGUUUUGAAGAUGGCUGAUGCGUCUCUGGCAAAGUUAACAGCAGUGGCGGAGACAGCAGAGAUGGCUUUUAAACUAUCAGCUAAGCCAGUGGAUGUGUUCAAGCUCUCAAUGGAUCGUAGGAAGGCAAGCCAACAGCCUCAAAAAAACCGACAACAACAACAACAACAGUCAAAGUGCCUGUGUUGCGGCAAGACAGGCCAUUGGAAGGAUCAGUGUACCUUGCGUUUCAAGUACUGUUCGGAAUGUGGCAGGAAGGGACAUAUUUAUAGGCUAUGCCCUCAAAAGAAACCAAGCCUAAAAACUGUAGUUUGCUCUGAAGAAAAAGAGGAAGAUGUUUGUGAAAAUAAUGAACUAGAUGACAUGUAUCAGACACUUAAUUUGGGAUGAAAAACAAUAGAAGAAGUAAAUUCAAGACUAAAAUCUGUAUUGGAACGCUUCACAGAGGCAGAGCUGAAAUUAAAAAUAUCAAAGUGCAAGUUUUUUGAAGACCAUCUAACAGUAUUUGGAUAUCAUGUGUCAGGUGAAGGGAUCCGCGUGAUUAAAGAAAAUAUUGAACCCUUAUUAAAAGCACCCCAACCUGAAAACAUAAAAAUGUUACGUUCUUUUUUAGGAAAAGUAAAUUAUUAUAAUCGAUUUUUGAAGAAUAUGGCCACAAUACUACAACCUUUGUAUAAUUGUCUAAAGAAUGAAAAAUUUAUUUGGACCCCUGAAUGCGAGAAGGCUUUCUUAAAAAUAAAGGAAGCUUUAACAAAAACAGUCACUUUAUCUCAUUACAGCAAUGACUUGCCAGUAAUUUUAAGCUGCGACGCCUCAGACUGUGGGGUGGCCGCUGUCCUUUCAGUGAGAUCUGAGGAUGGUGUAGUGAAACCAGUAGCCUAUGCAAGUAAAAAGUUGACAGAUGCCCAAAUAAAGUACCCAACCAUAGAGAAAGAGGCAUUUUCAAUAAUCUUUGGAAUAACAAAAUUUUAUGAAUAUUUAUUUGGUCGAACAUUCGAACUACAAACAGAUAAUGCUGCACUAGUUACUAUAUUUGGCCCAAAAAAGGGUAUACCAAAAAUGGCAUGUCGAAGGCUACAGCACUGGGCUAUAUUCUUGUCAGGGUUUAACUACACUAUCCAUCACAUAAAAACUGAUUGUAACCCAGCAGAUUACUUAUCUCGCAAUCCUACACCAGACGAUAGUACUUUUAGUCACCCAGUAUUAGAUAGUAGUGAAAUAAGUGUGUUAAAAUUCUUGUCAUUAUCAAAUUUUGAAACUGUAAAUUGGAAAAUGGUGGAACAAGAAACAAAAAAAUGUACUACCCUAUCAACUGUAAUGAGAUAUUGUACUGAUGGUUGGCCUGAUAAAACAAUGUUAAAUGAAGAAUUAAAAUCUUUUUAUGAGAAACAAAAUGAACUAAGUAUUGAUCAGGGCUGCCUACUGUGGGGCACACGGGUAAUCAUUCCAAAAAGCCUGCAGAAUUUAGUUAUGAAUGAGUUACAUGCAAGCCAUUUUGGAAUAAAUAGAAUGAAACAAAUUGCUAGGUCAUAUUUUUGGUGGAAAACAAUAGAUAAGGAUAUCACAGAUAUAACAAAUGCAUGCAUGAUUUGUUUAGAGAACAGGAAGGCCCCCGAAAAGGUACCUUUAACGCCCUGGCCACAGGCCCAUACAGUCUGGGAGCGUUUACAUGCGGAUUUUCUUGGACCUUUCUGUGGUAAGAUGUUUCUAGUGGUAAUAGAUAGCUUUUCAAAGUGGCCAGAAGCAUACUUAAUGUCUAAUAUAACGGCCACUAAUACAUUGAAAGUCUUUAAAACACUAUUUGCCAGGUAUGGUUACCCGCUCCAUUUGGUGGUGGAUAAUGGAACUACGUGGACAAGUACUGAAUUUAAAGAUUAUUGUAAAACUAAAAAUAUCAAAAUAAGUUACACCCCACCUUAUUAUCCAGCCACGAAUGGAGCCGCGGAACGUUUUGUACAGACUUUUAAAAGCCAUGUAAAAAAAAUAAUAGCCAGUGGAAAGUCACUAGAGGAAGCUAUAAACUUAUUUUUAUUCGAUUAUCGGACAAGUGUCAAUAGAGCAACUGGUGUCAGCCCCUCGAAACUAAUGUAUCAGCGGGAGUUAAGAACUAGAUUUUCCUUGCUUAGACCACAGCCUGUAAGUGCGAGAUUGCAAAUAAAUAAUGAAAGAUUGGUAGAGUUCAGUAGGGGAAAGCGAAAAGUGACGUUUGACGUGGGAAUGAAAGUCAUGGUUAGAGAUUAUAGAGAUAAAAAACGAAAGUGGAUUGCGGGGGAGGUCAAGGAGUGUCUGACACCAGGGGUUACAUAUAUGGUACAGGUGGAGGGGAGAACCAUAAAACGCCAUGUUAAUCAAAUGUUAGCUAUAAGUAAUAAUUAGGGUAAGGUUAAGUACUCUGUUCUUUUUAUAAAUGUGCUGGGGGAGAGUUGUGGUAACUAAACGCCUGCUCCGUCCCCCCCUCCCUCUCUUGGGAUAGAUAUACUAACGUGAAGCUGUUGUGUAUCAAUUUAUUACAAUAAAUAAUAGUUAAAGCAUU